This is a messenger RNA of Colletotrichum abscissum, 1143 nucleotides long. RefSeq names its product dihydrodipicolinate synthetase. The record is from RefSeq and is a predicted model, not a curated record. The transcript is spliced from 2 exons. The coding region runs from base 1 to 1143 and encodes 380 amino acids. Gene Ontology annotation, molecular function: 4-hydroxy-tetrahydrodipicolinate synthase activity. Lineage: Eukaryota; Fungi; Ascomycota; Sordariomycetes; Glomerellales; Glomerellaceae.
AUGUCUCCCUCAGCAAACGGCGGUCCCGCCAGUCACAAUGGCAACGGCACACAGCACGGAGCACGGCCGGCUCUGACUCCCGGCCUCUACGUCCCGACCGUGGCAUUCUUCCGCUCCGACGACUCAGUAGACGUCGAAACCACACGCUCCCACGCCGUCCGUCUCGCCUCAGCCGGCGUCGCGGGCCUUGUGACCCACGGCUCCAACGGCGAAGCAGUGCACCUCGACCACGAUGAGAGACAACUCAUCAACCGCACCACACGAGCCGCGCUCGAUUCAGCAGGAAAGACAGAACUACCUCUGAUUGUCGGUUGCGGCGCGCAGUCGACAAGGGAAACUAUUCAACUCUGCAAAGAGGCUGGUGCAUCAGGAGGCGACUAUGCGCUCGUCCUCCCACCAGCUUACUACGGUGGCCUCCUCACCACCGACCUCAUCCUCCAACACUUCCGCGAAGUAGCAGACGCAAGCCCGAUUCCUCUUCUCAUUUACAACUACCCUGGCGCCUGCAGCGGCCUCGAUCUCAACUCAGAUACCAUCAUCAACCUCUCGAGUCACCCCAACAUUGUCGGCGUAAAGCUGACCUGCGGUAACACUGGCAAGCUGGCUCGGAUAGCUGCUGCUACAGCCCCCAAGAAGGGCGACAACAACACGACACCAUUCCGGACAUUUGGCGGUAGCGUCGAUUUCACUCUGCAAACACUCGUCGUCGGUGGCCAUGGCAUCAUCGGUGGAACCGGAAAUAUUGCACCUCUUGCUUGUGUGAGGCUGAUGCAGCUUUGGGAUGAGGGCAAGUUGGCAGAAGCGAGAGAGCUGCAGGCAGUUGUGGCCCGCGGUGACUGGACUGCUAUCCAAGGAGGAUUUGUCUCAGUCAAGGCAGCAUUGCAGGAGUACUACGGCUAUGGAGGGCUUCCGAGGAAGCCUUAUGAUGUUGUUCGAUCCUCUGAUACAGCUUCGACAAAACACUCAUUGCGGUUAUUCUUGCUUCAAGAUCAUAAAAGCCCUGUAAACGCGCCCGUUUCCGCCGUAUUUAGUAUCAUCUUGGAGAAACUCUAUUCCGAUCACGAAGCCAAGGCGCUUGUAGAGGUCCACCCCGUCCUCCAUAGCAUGUAUGAAGAUGGCAAGGCCCAAUUCUUCGGCUUUUGA